AUGACAAACUCAAACUCAACCGGUAACAAUGAGCAAGAAAGAAACAACGCUUCCACCAAUCAACAUCAAGAGUCGUCGCCAUUAUUGCAGCAACCCACACCCCACGUGAGAUCGGAUCCCAGCAAUAAUAGUCAAGACAGCACAACCACUUCUAUCACAGUUAGUCAGUGCAGUUCCCAAACUAGUGAACUAACUCCAUUACUCCAUGCCACUGAAAUACCCCAACAUUCAUUUCUACGAAGAAUCUUCGAUCCCAAUUGGCUUCAUGUUGCUUUUAUUGUCGUAAUCAUCUUGAUUGGUUUAACUGUGAUAACAUUCCAUAAUAUACAAUCAGUGGUUAAUGAUGCAAUUGACUUACAAGUAUAUAAUGCUACAUUUGCCAAUUUCACGAGUCAUGGAGUCAAUGUACAUGUGCAAGGUUCAGUUGAGAUGAAAUAUCAUUUAAUGCAUACUAAUCCUGUUCAAAUUGCCAUGAUUAAAGUUGGUGCUUUUGUAUUAGGAACAUUGAAACUUGUGCUGUUGAAGCCCGUGCAAUUGCACGUACAGUUAGUUGAUUUGAAAAGUCCAUUCCUUUAUUUGGCAGAUACGAGCCCACCUCCAAUUGCAAUCUAUAUUAGUAAUAGAGCCAAAACAGAAUUGAAUUUUUUAACUGAAUGCACAUUUGGUAAUACCGAAUUCCUAGACUUCCUAAAGUAUUACUAUCAAUUGACUGGUGAUGAUAUAAAUUUAAAAGUGAGGAUGAUUGCUGAGGAAGUUAAUGUAAAUACAUUAAAGUUGAUUAAUUUGAGACUACAUAAUGUUGAAGUUAGUGAUCACUUGACCAUCAACAAGAAUGAUUUGAAGAAGGGAUUAAAGAUUAACAAGUUUGGUGUUACAUCGCCUGGAGCAAAUAUUAUAAACUUGUCUGCACAAUUGGAGUUGCCUAAUCAAUGGGGGAUCUCCUUAGGUAUCCCAGCUUUGCAAUGGGAUUUGUUAUUUAAUGAUUGUGAUUCCAACUUGGUGAAAGUAGGAGCAUGGCGUACGUUACCAACAACAGGUGAGGCUAAUGACACAAUCACAGUAGAUGUUGAUGGGGUUGUUGAAGAUGUUCCUGAUAGAUUAAUGGAGGAUUGUAAAGACCUGGUAAGCCCGAUAAAUUCGUUGAUUGAACAAUAUUUACGAGAGGAGCCGAUAAAGUUUUACUUACAUUUGAGUGAAGGUCAAAGUGUUGAUAGUGUACCUCACGAUAUACGGUGGAUACUUGACACCUUGAAACGUAUGCCACCGGCUGAACUAGCUGUUGCUUUGCCAAGAACACAUAUUAUGCCCAAAAAUCUACGUGUCAACUCAUGCGACUUGGCCAUGAACUAUACCGAUAGUGAAAGGAUAGAUGUUUCAAAGAAAGAUGGUCUGUUUGCAGGUAAAAUCAAAAGCAAUUGUUCUAUUGAAGCUGUCAAUCCGUCAUCUUUACAAGUUGGUGUUGAUAGAUUGAAAUUCAAUGUCAGUUUGGGAUCGAAAAAUGGAGCAUUAGUGCAGGCUUGGUCGAGGAACUUUGUGUUACUCGACACCACACAAUCUAAACACCUUUUCCAUGUUGAUGUGAAUAUCUCUGAUUUGGAUGUGGAUGUAAUGGAUCCAGUUUAUUUUGGUAAGGUUGUUAAUUCUAUGAUCAACAAGAAUUCAAAUUUCCCCAUAAAUGAUGACGUGUAUGUCAAUGUGAGUUUAUCAGAAGUAGAUACAUACUUGCCUAUUGUUGGAAAUGCAACGCUACGGCGCCUAGAUAUACCAUUUGUCAAGUUGCCACAAGUUCUUGAUGUAUUGCAAGAUGUGAGUAAGGUACAAUACGAUUCGAUUGUAUCUCAACUAAAUGUUGAAAUUGAAGAAGUUUAUUAUUUGGGAUCUAGUGAACACGAAGUUGAAUUUCAAGUGUUGAUAUCAUUGUACAAUCCACUCAAUGUCUCUUUGGAAAUUCCUCGAGUACAUGAUCAAGCGAUUUUGAUGGAGUUUGGGCAGGAUAAGACAAAAUUUGGAUAUGCUAGUUUUAAACAAAUUUCACUAACCAAACUUGAACGAUCAAAAUUGGAAGUCAAUAUUAAAUUUAGGUAUGAGACAUACUCUGACAAGUUGUUCUUGCAAGAUUUUAUCAGUGUUUAUGCAUCGUCAUUUACAAAAGAUUUGACGAUUGAUUUGACCAAUAAUUCAGUGGCGGGUAAUGAUGGGCUUGAUGCUUUCAUGACUCAAAUUAAGAUACAUAAUGUCACAAUGCCCAACGUGACUUACGUCAUUCCAAAGUACAAUAUAGGCAAUACCGACGUGACGAAUACAGCCCUAGCAAAGCAAGAUGUUGGUGAUUUCAUCAUUGAAACUACAAUUCAUGUGUUCACCUCAGAGCUUGAAUUAAAGAUUUAUAACCCCAUAUCAAAUGCAGAAGUCAGAUUAGAAAUUUUCCAAGCAUUUGCAAAACAUGAAGAUGUGGUUUUGGGCUAUGUAAGUCGACGUGAAGUUAUCGAUUUGCAACCAGGAUUUUAUGUGACACCACGAAUACCAAUCAAGAUUGAAAAUGGGGCGGCGACUGAUAUUUUAAAACGUGCUUUGAAUGGUGAUUUAAGUAUUGAUGUUAUGGCUGAUGUUAACGUUGGACUAGAAUUAUUUGAUUUACGGUUGAUUUAUAAGGGUAAACAAUUGGUAUCAAAGAUUAGAUGGUAG
Messenger RNA from Lodderomyces orthopsilosis Co 90-125, 2685 nucleotides. RefSeq lists its product as uncharacterized. The record is from RefSeq and is a predicted model, not a curated record. The transcript has a single exon. Bases 1 to 2685 code for a protein of 894 amino acids. Lineage: Eukaryota; Fungi; Ascomycota; Pichiomycetes; Serinales; Debaryomycetaceae.